This is a messenger RNA of Quercus lobata, 1630 nucleotides long. RefSeq names its product FK506-binding protein 4-like. The transcript has 2 exons. The coding region runs from base 184 to 1395 and encodes 403 amino acids. The record is from RefSeq and is a predicted model, not a curated record. NCBI's taxonomy places the organism in Eukaryota, Viridiplantae, Streptophyta, Magnoliopsida, Fagales, Fagaceae.
CUUUUCUUGCUUUGCUUUUGUUUCUCUUUUUCCAACACUCUUUUUCUCCUCGCUAAACAUAUAUAAUUGCUUAGCAAGGGAGUGAAAGAGAAUUUAAGAUAUAUAGCAAAGCAAGAACUCCUUCUCAAUAAUUAAUUUACUUCUUGGGUAUUCAUAUUCUUUUAUAAAUAAAACAUAUACAUUAUGGGUAAUUGUGGUAGUUUACCAAAAACCAAGGGUGACAAUGAUGCGGUUCCGGCACCGGAGCUGGCUGAGGAGGAGGCAGUAGUGAAGGAGGAGGUGAAGCCUCAGAUAGAAGAAGUGAAGAAAGAUGAUGCAAAUGUUGAAAAACAGACUGAUGGUGGCGUCAACCCUGCCGAUGACAGCAAGGUCUCGUCUCUUGGCUCCUUGUUCAGCAACAAGCAGACUGAAGAAAAGAAGGAAACAAAAGAGACUGAGAAGACCACCGAUGUCUCAUCAGAGAAAAAAGAAGAAACCUUGAACAAGGAAAUUGAAGGGAAUGAGAAAACCACCGAAGUCUCAUUAGAGAAAAAGGAAGAAACGUUGAACAAGGAAAUUAAAGAGAGUGAGAAAGCCACCGAAGUCUCAUCAGAGAAAAAUGAAGAAGCGCCAAAGAAGGAAACUAAAGUAACUGAGAGGGCCAUCGAAGUCUUAUUAGAGAAAAAAGAAGAAGCCCCAAAGACAGAAACUAAAGAGAAUGAGAAGACCACCGAAGUCUCAUCAAUGAAAAAUGAAGAAGCACCAAAGAAGGAAACUAAAGAGAAUGAGAAGGCCACUGAAGUCUCAUCAGUGAAAAAAGAAGAACCCCCAAAGAAGGAAACUAAAGAGAAUGAGAAGACCACUGAAGUCUCGUCAGUGAAAAAAGAAGAACCCCCAAAGAAGGAAACUAAAGAGAAUGAGAAGACCACUGAAGUCUUGUCAGUGAAAAAAGAAGAACCCAAGACCACUGAAGUCUCAUCAGUGAAAAAAGAAGAACCCCCAAAGAAGGAAACUAAAGAGAAUGAGAUGACCAUCGAAGUCUCAUCAGUGAAAAAAGAAGAACCCCCAAAGAAGGAAACUAAAGAGAAUGAGAAGACCAUCGAAGUCUCAUCAGUGAAAAAAGAAGAAACCCCAGCAAGGAAGGAAACUAAAGAAAAUGAGAAGACCAUCGGAGUCUCAUCAGUGAAAAAAGAAGAAACCCCGAGGAAGGAAACUAGAGAGAAUGAGAAGACCACCGAAGUCUCAUCAGUGAUAAAAGAAGAAACCCCGAGGAAGGAAACUAGAGAGAAUGAGAAGACCACCGAAGUCUCAUCAGUGAAAAAAGAAGAAACCCCAAAGACUGGGGGGGUAAAGGGGGAACCAGCAGAUCAGAAAGCAUCUCCAGCUGCAACGCAAGCAAAAGAAGCCAAGAAAUAAGCAGAUAAGUGAGAACCUGCAAAGUGCAUCAAUGUAAUUUAAGAGGGCUUGUAACAGUGGCCCAAAAAAAUGCAACUUUAGUGUCCAUUUUCUUCUGAUAGAAGAUAGAAAUUGGGUUGGUUAUAGAAAUUGAGACUUUUGAGUUUCUUUGUUGUUCAUUAGUUCUUGGAGAAUAUUGUUUUUCCAAAAGGUUUUUUUUUUUUCCCUUCUCCAUUGAUAAUUUUUUGUUUAUGUA